AUGGAGCGGCCGGGAUUCAGGGAGAGCCCUUUCCUGCCGCCCUCCCGCAGCCGCUCCCGCGGCUCCUGCCACCAUUUGGCCUUUGUGGAAGGAGCGUCGGAGCUUCCUGCGGCCGUCCCGCCCCCGCCGCGGCCGUGGGCAGCGGUAACCAGAGACAACCUUGGGCUUCCCGAGCUGCGAAAAGUUACACUCCUCCCCCUUCCUCCCUCCGCCCGGCUCGCUCGGACCCCGGCCGGGCUAAUUAUAACUGCGCGAACAACUUCCACCGCCGGCCGCGCUCCGGCCGCUCCCCCCGCGCCCAGCCCGGCUCCCCGGGGCCGCCGCACCCGCGCCCCGGCGCCGCUCUGCCCCCGGCCCCAGCCCGGCUUCCCGGGGCCGCCGUCUGUCCGCCCCGCACCGCCCCGGGGCCCGCCGUCCGCUCCACCUGUCCCCGCUGUCCCUCCUCUCCCACCGCACCGCCGGCUGCCCCUCCGCCCCUCACCGGCAGGGCCCCCGCCCCGUCGGGGCUCCCGCCGCCCCCGCCUCGGCCUCCCGCCGUGCCCCGCCGUCACCCCGCGACCGCCGCCGCCCUCCCCUGCCCGCGGCUGCCAGCCCCGCGCCCUCCCGCCGCCUCCCGCCCGGCGCCCCACCUGGGAGCGGAGGAAGCCCCGUUCGUUCGCGGCCGGCAGCGCUCCCUCCCUUCGCCGGGGCUGGGACUCGGGCCGGGAGGAGGCGGAGGCAGCACCACCCCCGCCGGGCCCCGGCAGCCUCCGCUCCGCCCUUCCCUCCGCCCGCGGCUCCCGCGGGGCGCUGCGUGCGCCGCGCGCGCCAGCUGCCCGCCCUCCCAUUGGCCGGCGGCCCUUUCAACCUGCCCGGCAACCAUUUUCUGACUGGCCGGCGAGCCUAGGGGGAGGGGCUACGGCUGGUCCCGCGGCACCGCCCAAUGAGCGAGCCGGGAGAGCCGGGGGGCGGGGCCGCGCGCCGGGCUCAGCCAAUGGGGGCGCGGGCGCCGCCGAGUCCCGCGUUCCCGGCGCAGCGCUCCGGGAGCGGCCCCGCCCUUGCUGCCGGGGUUGGCGGAGCGGCCGCGCCGGGCUCGGCUCCGCUCCGCAGCGCGCUGCUGCCGCACUUUGCGCCCUGAAACCACCGCACAGCCGCCGGCUAGUCCGCACCCAAGCCCACAGUCACCCCCGCUCCUCCCCCUGUUUUUUUUUGUAUAAACUCGCAGUCCGUCUGUGA
This is a messenger RNA of Camarhynchus parvulus, 1215 nucleotides long. Its product is annotated as basic proline-rich protein-like. Lineage: Eukaryota; Metazoa; Chordata; Aves; Passeriformes; Thraupidae. The transcript has a single exon. The record is from RefSeq and is a predicted model, not a curated record. The coding region runs from base 1 to 1215 and encodes 404 amino acids.